AUGGGCAGCAUGAAUUGCAAGUGCGUUGGUGAUCAGUUUAAAGGUUUAGAUGUUGAAAUUGAUAGCCUAGGUAAACGCAAGCUUAAAAAUCAAGAACCUCCAACUGCAGAAGUUACUAUAGAUCUAAUUCUUCCUUUUUCAGGAAAUUUUGGUGAUCUUCCUAUCUCCCAAGAAGUUUUAUCUACCGUAAACUCUCUUCCCCCAUUCAAUUUUUCAUCAGAGCCUCCCAACAUUAGAGAAUGAAAGAAAAUCAAGCUGAAAGAUGGGUCAGUUUAUAUCGGAGAACUCUCUAAAAAUAUCCCUAAUGGCCGCGGCAUAAUGGCUUUGCCGGAUAAAAGCUUAAUUGAAGGUCACUGAGAAAAUGGGGUACUAAAUGGAAAUGCCAGAGUUAUUCACUCUUCUCAAGAUUACUACUUGCUCCUCUCUUAUUUUGGAACAAAUAUAUAAUUUUUUUAGGUAAAUUAAGCCACUUUAAAUUGGAACAAAAUUCUUAUAUUUUAAAUACUUAUUUUUAUAUAGAUAACUUUGAUCUAAUUUAAUCUAGGAAUGAAAGUAGAAUGCUAUUUAAUUAGUUGACACACUGAAUUGAUAAAUUUUUGAAUUAAUUCUUUAUAUUAAAAUUCAAAAUAUUAUUAAUAAAAAAUUAAAUAAAUAUAUUUUUUUUAAAAAAAAAUUAGCCUCCUUAAAUUGGAGCAGUAUUUUGUAAUAAUUUAAAAGAGGGAAUUAGGCAAUUUUAUUGAUGGGAAAAAACAAGGAUGGGGUAUUCUGGUAACUGCUAGUGGAAAUACAUAUGAAGGUUAUUGAAGAAAAGACAUAUACAUUACAAUUGCGUGACGGUUGACAUGCCCUCUUAAAACUUAGCUGGUAGGCUCAUUUGGAGAUGGGGACUUGUGGAAGUGAGGACAGCAUCCAGAAAUUUUUAUCUGGCCAAGUUUUACUAGGUUCGGUAGAGGGCAUUUUCAAGCCAACCGCAGGUCUAGAUUUUGCCCCGUUGGGAUAUUGUUAGCUGGAGUUGUAAAGGGAAGACCCUGCAGGGCAGAGGAUGUCACUUGGCCAAUUGGGGAAAUCCCCAGCGCUAUACAAAGUUUUAUGUCCUGGACUCCUUUUCCAUUUUGGUCGAAAAUCCAUAAAACUCUUUUUGCGAAUUUUCUGAAGGCAAACCCGUUGGCAUAUAGUCCAGUGGCUCAGUGUCUCUGACUCUCAGGUAGCGAGCGCAAGCUCUCGUACGUGAGGACCAACACAUUGGAAGACCAUGUCCAGAAUGGCAACAAGGAGUGAAGAAUUGCAGAGAUUAGUAGUGGCCUGCUGACUUCCAAAGGACUUCUCUAAGUAGUUUAAGUUUAAGGUUAUUGAAGAAAAGACAAGCAGCAUGGGCAUGGUAAAGAAAAAUGUGAAGAUGGGACCGAUUAUAAUGGCGAAUUUAAGCAUGGCUAUAAGCAAGGUUAUGGAAAUAUUUCUUGGAUUGAUGGAAGCACUUAUAUAGGACAAUUUCGUAAAAAUAAUAUUGAAGGUGAAGGAAUUUAUAAAUGGUUUGAUGGAAAAAUGUACACAGGUAGUUGGAUUGACAAUAAAAUGCAUGGAUAUGGCAAAUUUGAAUGGCCAAACGGAAAAGUUUAUGAAGGGGAAUUUUUUAUGGAUAAAAAACAAGGCCAAGGAACAAUUUCUUGGCCAAGUGGGAAAAAAUAUGAAGGGAGCUGGUGUAAUGGAAAGCAGCAUGGAGUCGGAUGUAUCACAAACCAAAAUGGAGAAACUAGAAAAGGAGAAUGAAAUUUCGGAAGUAGAAUAAGAUGGCUAGAUCAAUAA
Messenger RNA from Blepharisma stoltei, 1803 nucleotides. The record is from the annotation of a GenBank genome assembly. Lineage: Eukaryota; Ciliophora; Heterotrichea; Heterotrichida; Blepharismidae.